Messenger RNA from Marasmius oreades (fairy-ring Marasmius), 942 nucleotides. RefSeq lists its product as uncharacterized. The transcript has 4 exons. The record is from RefSeq and is a predicted model, not a curated record. Gene Ontology annotation, molecular function: carbon-oxygen lyase activity, acting on phosphates. The coding region runs from base 1 to 942 and encodes 313 amino acids. NCBI's taxonomy places the organism in Eukaryota, Fungi, Basidiomycota, Agaricomycetes, Agaricales, Marasmiaceae.
AUGAACAAUUCACAAACCGAAAACAAAGUGGCGUCUGAACCAUUGUCUGAUACUACGAAAUCGUUCAUCAAGACCCUAGUCCAAAAGCUCCUUGGGAAAUCCAAAACCCCGUUCGAGAAACUUCCGUCAAUUGAAGGGGAAUUGUACGACGAUUGCAAGGAGGUUCUGAACUCCAAGUUCCAUUUGCCAUUGUCUCUUCCCUACAUGGAGAAAUACCUCUCCGUUGGGGUCGAGUUCAUCCUUGCGUGUUACUCGCAUCUUCCGAAACGCAAUCAAGUGUUUGUUGUCAUUUAUACAGUACUUACCCUGGUGCUGGAUGAUUGCUUCUCUCAGAACAACAAACAGAUGGAAGGUUUCAAUGAACGAUUUGCAAAAGGACUCCCGCAGGGUCAUCCCGUCCUCGAUGCUCUAGCCCAACUUCUUCAGGAUACUUCCGAAUAUUAUAACCGAGUACAGGCCAACUUGAUUGUAACAUCGACGUUGGAUUUUGUAACUUCUUUGAUUAUGGACAUAGAAUUUCGGGAGAUGACAAGCUUCAAAACACCCGGUUUCGCGACUUACUGGCGGUUGAAUAUGACUGGUAUUGCUGUCGCCUUCACGAUGUUCAUAUUCCCGAAGGACGUCGAUGUCGCAUCGUAUAUGCAAUGUUUACCUCACCUGGUAGUCUAUAUGCUCGGCUUAAACGACGUACUUUCGCUUUACAAAGAAGAGGUCGCGGGAGAAGAAGACAAUUAUCCGACUAUGCUCGCGAAGGAAUCUGGAGCCACGAAGUAUGAGGCUAUCCAACGCAUUGCUAACGACGCUGCUGAAGCCGACCAACACAUCUUGAAAGGGCUGGCUGACAACCAGCCGGCUUUGGACAGUUGGCAGAGCUUCAAAAGAGGAUAUGUCCCCUUCCAUGUCUCGUGCCCCCGCUACAAGCUGGAUGAGUUGUUUCAUUAA